Molecule: messenger RNA, 2369 nt
Organism: Linum tenue
Lineage: Eukaryota; Viridiplantae; Streptophyta; Magnoliopsida; Malpighiales; Linaceae
Source: the annotation of a GenBank genome assembly
UCUGCUACAGUGAAUGCUUGGUAAUGGUUGGUCCUGGCUUCCUGGAGUUAAUGACAGUCAGUCUCAAAGACGACGAUAAUGUAGUUUCAGCAACGUCCCCCAUUGUCGUCGGCAAAAAUAAUCCCUAAACUACACGUUACGACGAUGAGGACAAAAGCAAUUGAGACAAAAAAAAAUCGGUACCGGUCUUUGUCGCGGGGGCUUUUCAUCUUCUACUAGGAGUCUAGGACACUUUGUGCAAUCCGCCGGCAAAAGAAUCAAUUACUGGCUCCAUUUCCACAAUGCCUUCCCAGAUGUCGCGAAACCCUAACGCUCCGCCGCCAAUCGAUGCAAUGAGCGGAUUCUGUCCGGAAACCAAGAUCUAUCACAGUCUCAGAUCUCCGGUGCCACUCCCACAAGAAACCGCGCCGCUCUCCGUCACCGAUUACGUCUUCUCUCUCAUCAAUUCCUUCCCUUCGCCACCGACAGUCUCAGCUCUCGUCGACGGCGACACCGGCCGCCGCAUCUCCUCCUCCCAACUCAUUUCGCGAACCGAGUCGCUCGCUUCCUCCCUCCGCCGCGAACUCGGCCUCAGAAAGGGAGACGCCGCUUACAUCCUUGCUCCCAACUCGGUCAACAUACCGAUCCUCUACCUCUCCCUCCUGUCCCUCGGCGUCGUCCUCUCGCCAGCCAAUCCCGCGAGCUCGGAGCGCGAAAUCCUCCACCAGCUCCAGCUCUCCAAACCUAGAAUCGCGUUCGCGACAUCCGCCGUCGCGCACAAAAUUCCUCCCACCAUCAAAAUCGUCCUCCUCGACUCCCUCGAGUUCGAGUCGCUCGCGGCGGAAACCAGAUCUGGAGAAUCCGAACCAAGAACCUCCGUCUCCCAAUCCGAUCCCGCGGCAAUUUUGUACUCCUCCGGAACCACCGGAGCUACCAAAGGAGUGAUUCUCACUCACCGUAACUUCACCUAUACGGUGGCCCUAGGUCACGCCGUUCGGACGGCGAGGAAAACGCCGGCGGUGGUCCUGGCGACGGUGCCGUUCUUUCACGUGUACGGGUUCGUGUUCGCCGUGCGAGCUGUUGCAUUGGGGGAGACACUCGUGUCGAUGGAGAGAGUCGAGAUGAGGAAAAUGCUAAAGGCGAUUGAGGACCAUCGGAUUACCCACGUGGCCGCAGCGCCACCGCUCGUUGUCGCGAUGGUCAAAGCAGACCGGAAGGUAGUGGACGGCUACGAUUUGAGCUCCCUGGAAGUUGUAGCGUGCGGUGGCGCCCCACUCGGGAGAGAUGUUGCCGCGCAGUUGACCGCGCGAUUCCCAGGGGUGUCGCUCGUCCAGGCUUACGGGUUGACAGAAUCGACGGGGAGGGUGUUCUCAACAGUGGGGCCCACGGAAAGCAAGGUGGGAGGUGCAACAGGGAAGCUGACUCCCGAAACGGAAGCGAAAAUCGUUGAUCCUGAAACUGGAAUCCCUCUGCCACCAGGAAAAGCUGGAGAGAUUUGGGUUAGAGGGCCAUCCAUUAUGAAGGGUUAUGUAGGUGAUGAAGAAGCCACAGCCAGAACUUUGGAUGCUGAAGGGUGGUUGAAAACAGGAGACCUUUGCUACAUUGACGACGAAGGUUUCCUAUUUGUGGUGGACAGGAUCAAGGAACUGAUCAAAUGCAGAGGCUAUCAGGUUGCGCCAUCUGAGCUCGAGCAUUUGCUUGUGUCCCAUCCAGAUAUACUCGAGGCAGCUGUGGUCCCGUUGCCUGACGAGAGAGCAGGCCAAGUUCCCAUUGCAUUUGUGGUAAGGCAGAAUGGAAGCACCAUUAGUGAGCUGCAGGUCAAGGAGUAUAUUGCAAAGCAGGUACCUUCCAUUCUUCGUGUUAAAAGAGCUCUGGUACCAUCUUAUGAUUUCAAAGGGGGGAAAGCAGCGAUUACAUUUGAUGAUGAACAGUAAGGACUAAGGAGUCAAUAAUUUGGAAUCUUUUCAACAGUGAUCAAGUUAUCUUCUUCGUGUUUCUUUUCUUGUAGGUUGCACCAUACAAAAGACUACAUAGAGUACUAUUCACUGAAUCCUUGCCAAAGAAUGCUCAGGGCAAGUUGUUGAGGAAAGACUUGACAAGACUAGCAAUGUCGCCCGCCAAGCUAUAAAAUAAUCAUCCUCCUGUUUGCUAGACUGUUUAGUGGAAUUCAAAAAUGUUACUGCUUCAUCUAUAGAUUAUUGGAAGUGAUCCCUGUGUUUAAGAGAUUGUGAAAUAUUUGCUCAUUGAAAUGAAUCCCAAAAAUUUCGACAUGCUAAAGUUUAUGAAAUUCAUCAAAAUGAAGGUACUGAAUCUCUACCCUUGUAAAAUAUAGAAAAAGUUGCAGAAAGACAUGGGUUUUUUUACUGAAUCAAUGAAAUCUCUAAAUUCAU